Messenger RNA from Nakaseomyces glabratus, 1317 nucleotides. RefSeq names its product pseudouridine synthase DEG1 (gene DEG1). Gene Ontology annotation, molecular function: pseudouridine synthase activity; RNA binding. Gene Ontology annotation, cellular component: nucleus; cytoplasm. The record is from RefSeq and is a predicted model, not a curated record. Gene Ontology annotation, biological process: tRNA pseudouridine synthesis; mRNA pseudouridine synthesis. Lineage: Eukaryota; Fungi; Ascomycota; Saccharomycetes; Saccharomycetales; Saccharomycetaceae.
AUGUGGAGUUUCAUAAAAAAGUUUAUAGAUCAUCCACCUCCUUCAACUACAAAAGUUCAAAAGGAUAUUGUCGAGAAAUUUUCCCGUAAUAGUUCUUAUGAGAGCUGGAAUAAAGAAGAUUUGAUACAAAGAAUAUUGGAGUUAGAGAAGGUUUCGAAAGUCAAAAAAAGAGAGCACCCAGACGAAGUUAUAGACCUCAAGAAAGACAAGAAGGCUAAAAAGCAGAAGACUUUCGAUUUUUCAAAAUACAAUACUCGUUUUAUUGCUCUGCGAUUUGCCUAUCUGGGCUGGAAUUACAAUGGUUUAGCUAUACAGAAGGAUCCAACUCCAUUGCCUACAAUUGAAGGCACCAUUAUAGAAGCACUAAACAAAUGCAAGCUAGUUCCUAGUAUCACUCCGCAAGAGUUUGAAUUCAGUAGAUGUGGUAGAACUGAUAAAGGUGUCAGUGCUAUGAACCAGGUCAUCUCUUUAAGAGUUAGAUCAAAUCUCACUGAUGAAGAGCAAAAAGAUCCCAGAAACGAUCACAAAGAGAUACAAUAUGUCGCAAUACUCAAUCAACUACUACCAGACGAUAUCAGAAUAUCAGCAGUAUGUUUGAGACCUCCUAACAGCUUUGACGCUAGAUUUAGUUGCGAGUAUAGACAUUAUAAGUAUCUUUUCCAUAAGGAUGGCCUUGAUCUUGAUAGAAUGCAGAAAGCUGCAAAACUCUACGAAGGUGAGCACGACUUCCGCAAUUUCUGCAAGCUUGAUGGGUCUAAACAAAUCACAAACUACAAUAGAACCAUGAUAAGUGCUAAUAUUAAACAUGUAUAUAAUGACUUUUACUGUUUUGAUUUGAUAGGCAGUGCAUUCUUAUGGCAUCAAGUUAGAUGUAUGACUGCUAUUUUAUUUCUUGUUGGCCAAGGCCUUGAGGAGCCAACCCUGAUUGAGAAAAUGUUAGAUGUGACCUCUAUGCCGCAGAAGCCUAUGUAUGAAAUGGCUAGUGACAUACCAUUGCUAUUAUAUGAUUGUAAAUUUCCUGCUAUGGAAUGGCAAGAAGCUAAUUUGAAUGAUUACAAAUCUGUAAAAUAUGGCAAAGCCGUAUCAGCUCUUGCAUUAGAUUAUCAUCUUAAAGCUACUGUCGUUGAGAUCUUCAAAAAUACACUACCUACCUCAGAUAUCGAAUUCUCUGGAAAGACUAGAAUUAAUCUUGGGGAUGGGAAAGGUAAGGUAGUCACUGACUAUGAAAAGAUGCUUGAUAGACAGGUCAUGGCUACUGUUGAAGAGGUAAACAGUAAGUAUUUAGAAAGAAAGAAAAGAAACCCUAAGAAAAAAUGA